This is a messenger RNA of Gopherus flavomarginatus (Mexican gopher tortoise), 1097 nucleotides long. RefSeq lists its product as uncharacterized. The transcript is spliced from 4 exons. NCBI's taxonomy places the organism in Eukaryota, Metazoa, Chordata, Testudines, Testudinidae. Bases 336 to 1097 code for a protein of 253 amino acids. The record is from RefSeq and is a predicted model, not a curated record.
GCCAUUGUAAGGGCAAUAGCGGCCGUGAGGCGCGGCGGAGCCCCCGCCUCCCGACGGGCGAGUGCCCCGUUCUUCGGGCUCACGCCUCUCGGCCGCCCCGACCCUCCUCCGACCCCAGCCAUGGACGAGGAGAGGAGGAGGAAGCUGGAGGCCGGUAGAGCCAAGUGAUCUGUGCAGUGGUCUCAGUGCAUCUUUCCAGGUGGCCAUGCCUGUUCCACGCUUGGAGCAAUGCCGAGCUGCUGGACCUCAUCGGCAUUUGGGGAGAGGAGGCAGUGCAGUCACAGCUAUGCUCCAGCUGUCAGAAAUAUGGUAUUUACGGACAGAUUGCUAGAUGCAUGAUAGAGAAGGGUCAUGACCGGGACACACUGCAAUGCAGGAUCAAAGUGAAGGAGCUGCGGACCGCCUACUACAAGGUACAGGAGACAAACCGCCGCUCUGGUGCCGCACCCACGAGCUGCCGGUGCUACAAAGAGCUGGACACGAUACUUGGUGGUGACCCACCUCCACUCCAAAGGCCCCUGUGGAUACUUCGUUGGCUUGCGUGCCAGUCGAGAGUGGACCGAACCAGGAGGAGGCAAUAUUGGAUGAAGAGUGGGAGAGGGACCCAGAGGCGGAGGAUGACUCGGAGGCCAGAGAUUAAUGCAGUCAGGAGCUCCUUUCUACCCUGGAGGAGCCUAGCCAAACACAGCAGUCGGAUCUUGGCAAAGUGCAAACAGGAGAGGAGACCCCUGCUUGCUCACUUCAGACAGCGAAAAACAAAAGGUGACAACACGCAGUCGCAGAAAAAGGCGGCGAAGAGGAAGGACUCGUCUGACUACAUGCAAAACAUUCCAAAGGAAGAGUGUGUGAUAGUGGCCCAGGAUUCUGAUGUUCUUACAGACCUUAAUAUAAGUGUAGAGAGUAAGACUGAAGAGACAGAGACAAGAUCUGAGAAUAAGCAGAAGACCGGAGUCCCGAGCGACUGUGCAGCGUCGCUUGGCCUUGACAAAAAGGGCAGACUCGGACAGUGUGUAGCGAGCCGGUGUGGCUCCCCUCCUCCUCCGGGACGGUCGAGCCCCGGCCGGGCACCUUUACGUAUAGGGAUAACAGAAACAUGA